GUAGGUCAGUCAGUGUUAUGAGUGAACGCUGUAGUACUCAGGAGGAGCAGAUUACUUCAGAAAUUUGACCAUGAGGACACAACGAAACGCAGCAUCAGAAGUGCACGCUUAUUUCAAGAUUUCCAACAGCGUGGAAAUAGCCAGACGGUUGGAGAUAAACUAAUAGGAUUAUGAGGAGCACAACAAACCGAGAGCCAACAGAGACACUAGACAAAGGAGAGCACCAUUUCCACAAAAACACUCCAUAACGGAGAAAACAAAGCACAACAACUGUUUUGACACUUACAUUGCUUUCUGGUUGUCGCUAUAUAAACAGGACAUACCGAACUGAAUCCGGUCCUCCGUGGAUCAGCAGGGAAAGUAAGCUGGAGUGGUCGAAAUUCACUGAUUUACUUCUUCUCUGCAAAUGGGUGAGCAGCCACUCUUCAGCAUGAAGGCACACGUCUUCCAAAUUGACCCGGACACUAAACGAAAUUGGAUUCCGGCCAGCAAACACGCCGUCACAGUCUCCUUCUUCUAUGAUGCUGGAAGGAGUGUGUAUCGCAUCAUCAGCGUAGGAGGUACUAAGGCGAUUAUCAACAGCACCAUCACACCUAAUAUGACUUUCACGAAAACGUCACAGAAGUUUGGCCAGUGGGCGGACAGCAGGGCGAACACAGUGUAUGGCCUUGGGUUUGCCACAGAGCAGCAGCUUCAGCAGUUCUCAGAGCAGUUUAAAGAGUUUAAGGAGGCUGCUCGUCUCGUCCGGGAUAAAUCACAGGAGAAGUUUGAGCUGUUGAGUCCUGGCCUAAACAUCUCUGCUCCACAGCUGUCUCAGGCGCUGUCUGUGGACCGUCAGUCUCCUCCGCUGCUUGGUGUCAAUGGCUCUAGUGAGGACAAGUUGUUUCGCAGCAAGAGUGCUGACAUGGAGCAGUGCAUGGAAAAAGAACAGAUGAGGAAGAUGCUUUCCGAGGGGUCGAUAUGUGAGAGGAACUCGGAAGCAGAGCUGUUUUCUCUUCGGGACAGCAACGCUAAGCUUGUAGCCGCUCUUCAUGAAGCUAACAGCAACAUUGAACAUUGGAAAACACAAUUAGCCGAGUAUCAGGAAGAAACCGAUCGCCUCCGAGAGCAGGUUUCAGAGCUGGAGGCUCAGAGCAGGGUUUCUGCUUCCGGUGAGACGGGGAAUGAGGAGCUCACACAGUCUGUGGCAGAGAUGGAGGCCCUUAUCAAAGCUAAAGAUGAGGAAAUAAAGACACUGCGGGGCAAGAAACCAGAUUUAAGUGAGCUGGAGAAAGAAAAGGAAGAGGCCAGUCAAAGGAUGCAGGACCUGGAAAUGAAGAACUCAGAGUUGGAGAAACAAGUGCAAACAGCAGAAAGGGCUUUAGCGUCGUCCCAGGAUUCCCGCAACAGGGCAGAGAGUGCUGUGCAGAAGGUCAUUGAAACUUUAGACGUCAAGAUCUACGAUUUGAGCGACCUGCGACAGAACCUAGCCAAGCUCCUGGAGGAUUGACCACUGCAGUUGAACAAACAUUGCAUGGCAAAACCACCAAAAUGAGGUCGAAGAGAACUUGUUCUCUACUGGAAUGUUCCCAAGCUGCACAACUCGACGGUUCGUCAUGGUACUAGACUGGUAGUAAAACCUAGAGGUGAUAAGUAGCAUGACAAUAAUAUAUUUGCAUUCACAUUCCACAUUUUCUCGCUCAUAGAACGGAGAAUGUUUGAUUAAAUUAGUCACGAGGAAAACCAUAAAGAACCGUCCAAAAGACUAGCUUCUUUUAGACCUGUUUUUUUGGUACUAGAUAUCAAUAUAGUUGAAAUUGUUGUUGAGAUCUGUGAUUUGGUUGUGACUAGGUUUCUAAAUGAGUAAUUCGAGUAAAAAUUAGAACAGAACGUUCUGUAGAUAUAAGCUACUGUUCAUGUAUUUACCAGUAUUAUUGUUAGAUACAUAAUUAGAACUGAAGAAUGAAAAUAUCUCAAUAUUUACGGACACCAGCAUGUCUCUGUUAGGACAUUUAAGUGAUUUAAUGGCUCGUUGAACUUGCAGUUUUCCUUACAUGCCUCAUAGAGUUUGCUUAAUGCAAUUGACAACAUGAGGAGCAGGGAAAUCAAAGCACAUAGCACUAACAAAACAUGAUAUUUCUCUUAGUAACAAAUGAUAACGAGCGAAUGAUUAACCUUGACUUCCCUAUUUCAUUAACUAGUUUAUUCAGCAUUUUAACUAGUCUGCUGCAGUCUGUUUAAAUAUGUAGUUAGUUCUCAAUCUAAUGCAUUUCUGUGAGGAUAAACUGGUUGGCAGAGUACUCCGAUUCAAUUUUCACUGUCUGAUUCCAUUAGUUCAGAUUGACACUUCUAACAGCUACAACCCUUAAAGAGAUAGUUCACCCAAAAAUGAAAAUUCUAUCAUCGUUUACUCACCUCUCUAUGUGUUUAUUUGUUCUGCUGAACAAAAAGGAAGAUAUUUGGAAGAAUGUUUUAAUCAAACAGAUCUCAAUCCCCAUUGACUUUCAUAGGAAAAAAUACACACUAUGGUAGUCAAUGGGGAUUGAGAUCUGUUUGAUUAAAACAUUGUUCAAAAUAUCUUCCUUUGUGUUCAGCCGAACAAAUAAACACAUAGAGGUUUGGAACAACUUUGAGGGUGAGUAAAUGAUGAAAGAAUAUUCAUUUUUGGGUGAUAUAUCCCUUUAAGAGUUUUUAUAGAAUACUAGUUUUCAAUACGUCAGCAUGCAUCUUUAUACAUACCUUUAUAUAUUUAGUUUUACCUCUUUAUAAAAACAUGUCUUUAGCCUAAACAUUCACUUUAACUGUUGAUGUUUCAUCGCUUGGACAGCUGCCCUAUAACCUCAAAGACAUUUGCACAUAUACUAUUUUUCUAUUGUGUGCCUGUUAUUGUUGGUUUUAUAUGAGUUCCCAAUAAAAGUAUUUGCUUCAUGUG
Molecule: messenger RNA, 2911 nt
Organism: Pimephales promelas (fathead minnow)
Lineage: Eukaryota; Metazoa; Chordata; Actinopteri; Cypriniformes; Leuciscidae
Source: RefSeq, a predicted model, not a curated record